Messenger RNA from Bactrocera oleae (olive fruit fly), 2950 nucleotides. Its product is annotated as Allatostatin C receptor 1. Gene Ontology annotation, molecular function: somatostatin receptor activity; peptide binding. Gene Ontology annotation, cellular component: neuron projection; plasma membrane. NCBI's taxonomy places the organism in Eukaryota, Metazoa, Arthropoda, Insecta, Diptera, Tephritidae. The record is from RefSeq and is a predicted model, not a curated record. Gene Ontology annotation, biological process: G protein-coupled receptor signaling pathway.
AAGAGCCGCGUUCAAAAUUUCAAAACAUUGACAAAAAUAUUAAAAUAACUUUUUCAAUAUAUAAAAGAAAUUUUGUGAGUUAUAAAAAAAUAAAAACACAACUUAUUUAAAAAAAUUUAAUUAACCAAAAAUUAAAAACAGAGAUUUAGUUUUAACGAACCAGUUUCUGAGUGAACCAAGAGGUCAAUAUACAGCCACGCCUCAUUGAACCACAAAGUGUACAUGCUUACAUACAGGAAAAUAUUAAAAUCACUUAAACGAAUAAAUAACUUGCGAAGCUUUUAAUAGCCAACAACAAGACAUACAUUAUUAAAGCGUAAAAGCAUAAAACUCAACUGACAGCUGUCAACUGUCCAUCGGCAGCAAAUCAGUCAAGUGCAAAGCCCUUAACGAAAUUCGAUACCACAAAAAUGUGGCGGCAACGACUACCAACGACGGUGACGGUGAAUAGCAUAACAUUGAUCAUCUUUAGCAGCUCAUUGUUGUUAUUUAAUUGCAUGCAAACAGCAGGUGAGGCAACGGCACGCAUGACAGCUGAGGGGGGUGAAAAGAUUGAGGGCGAUAAAAUAAAUGAGCGCGACAAAGCGGAAGCGCUGACGACAAUUUGGCCAGGCAGCAGUACAGUGACGCGUGUGAUGAGUACUACGGAAAUAAAAAUCAUAAAUACUGUAACGCCGAGUCCGCAGUCAAGCGCGCAGCAAAUGUGGACCGAUAUACGCACUGUAACGCCACGAAAUAUACGUAAUACCACUAGCAUGUCAGCGGCAAACAAUAGUUCUCACGCUCAUGCAGCUCUGACCGGCCGACAUUCACAACGCAGACGCACUUUCUAUGAACACUGCAUGGCACAUCGUAAUUCACUCGCCGAUCUGGCCACUCUUAUACUCUACUCGCUCGUAUGCCUUAUCGGCAUCUUUGGUAAUACGCUCGUCAUUUAUGUCGUGGUGCGCUUUUCGAAAAUGCAAACAGUGACGAAUAUCUACUUACUCAAUUUGGCGAUCGCCGACGAGUGCUUUCUCAUCGGUAUACCGUUUUUAUUGUAUACCAUGCGUAUUUGUAGUUGGCGCUUUGGCGAUUACAUGUGUAAAGCUUAUAUGGUUAGCACUUCGAUUACACAGUUCACGUCAUCCAUCUUUCUACUGAUAAUGUCUGCUGAUCGUUAUCUCGCAGUUUGUCAUCCGAUCGCCUCAACGAAAUACCGCACACAACGCAUCGCUAAGAUUGUAUCGGCCAUAGCAUGGCUGACCUCAGCUGUACUAAUGCUGCCAGUCAUACUCUAUGCGAGCACUGUUAGUCAAGAGGAUGGCGUGAAUCUCUCUUGUAAUAUAGAAUGGCCCGAAACGUAUAAAAGGCAUUCGGCGACCACCUUUACGCUUUACACAUUCUUUCUUGGUUUCGCCACGCCACUCAGUUUCAUUUUAUGUUUUUACUGUUUGGUCAUACGUAAGCUACAUGCGGUCGGCUCGAAGCACAAGUCGAAGGAGAAGAAGCGUUCGCACCGCAAGGUGACGCGCCUUGUGCUUACCGUCAUUACUGUUUAUAUAUGCUGUUGGCUGCCGUAUUGGAUAUCACAGGUGGCGCUCAUCAACUCUAAUCCCAUGCAAAGUCAACUCUCACGACUUGAAAUACUCAUUUUCUUGCUACUCUGCUGUCUGGUUUACUCCAACUCUGCUGUAAAUCCGAUACUCUAUGCCUUCCUUAGUGACAACUUUCGUAAGAGCUUUUACAAAGCUUUCACUUGUAUGACUAAUCAUGAAGUCAACGCUCAACUGCAGGCCGAGCCGAGUUUGUUGGCAAAACAGAGCAACAGCAAACAUCGGCAGACUCGUCUGUUCAACGCUAACGAAAAUGAGCCACAUUGUAUAGCAACAACAGGCGCAAAUAACAGUUCGUCGGUUACUACUUCUUCGACAACCAUAGCGCCAGCGGUGGGCGAGAAAGCGUCUGCUCUGCUGUUGGCAACUACAACGGCAUCCACAGAUAGCACCGCUGGCAUCACCACUGUGACACUGCAGCCGAAUGGACGCACAACGGUGCGCGCGUCCACGAUUGAGGGUGAAGAGAUGAUACUAGUGCUUGAUCAUGAGCGUCCAAUGUGCGCGCUAGUGGAGCGUGAUGACGUGGUUAGAAAGGUGCUGCAGACGGAUUUGUAGACGCCGGUUGUAAGUUUAAACUUUUAAGCGUUUUGCACAAAAUUCAAAAAUCAGUAGUCAUAGAUUGGUCUAUAAUUAAUUUUUACUUUUAAACAAAAGUAGAACGUUUAUCUUUAAAUGUCAGUUGUUUGAAAGACACAAAAUAAUAUAAAACAAAUCAAUUUUUGCCUAAAUGCAUGCUUCAAAAUAGAAACGAGCUUUUAAUUUGUUGUAUCCAUUGCAACCUGUGGAAAUUUGUGAAAUGAAUUUGUUGUGAAAAAUUAUAUAAUUCUACUGCCGGCAUGAGAUAAUAAAUUAUUUAUUAAUAAUUAUGAAUCAUGCAAAAUAUACUAUUUUAUUCCAAAACUUUAGUAACUUUCACCCAAUAAAACUAUGAGAAAAUAAUAUUAAUAUAUACAGGAAAUAAAGCAAAUUACUAAAAAGUUAAGUAACUCUAGAACAAAGUUCUACAUAAUAAUGAAAACUUCAACACAUAAUGAAAACAUAGAAUAUUUUUGACGUUCCCUAGUAAAAGCACCGACUCCCGAACAAUUGUUGGUAACUUUUGGCCACAAAUUUCCCUAAAAGUAUUCAACACUACUAAUACUUUAUGUCAUAUCCCUUAAAUGUUGUCAGUCCAAAAUUUUUUAACAUAAAUCAACAAACCUUUUUGGUCAAUAUCGCAAAUUUUUAAUUAAGACUGAGAAAAUAAACUAAAUUUCAAAAAAAUUAAAUUUUUAUUGAAUUUUAAAAAUUAUAACUUAUUUAAAAACAAAAACAUCUAUAAAAUCUUACUUAUUCGGCCUAUUGAGUAUGUG